CGGCCCGCGGCUUCCGGUGCUGCGCAGUUUCCGGAGCGGAUCGCAACCCGGAGUCCGGAUCCGAGCCCGCUCUGCAGAUUCCAAAGGCAGGUGUCGGAGAUGGCCGAGGACGGCAGCGGGGAGAUCAUGUUCAUCUGGUGUGAAGACUGCAGCCAGUACCACGACUCUGAGUGCCCGGAGCUCGGCCCCGUGGUCAUGGUCAAGGACUCCUUCGUGCUCAGCAGGGCAAGGUCGUCCCUUCCUUCCAACCUGGAGAUCCGGCGGCUGGAGGACGGAACCGAAGGAGUGUUUGCCGUAACGCAGCUCGUCAGGCGGACCCGGUUUGGGCCCUUCGAGUCUAGGAGAGUGGCCAAGUGGGAGAAGGAGUCCGCAUUUCCACUGAAGGUAUUCCAGAAGGACGGCCACCCUGUCUGCUUCGACACCUCCAAUGAGGACGACUGCAACUGGAUGAUGCUGGUGCGGCCAGCGGAGGAGCACGGCCACCAGAACCUGACGGCCUACCAGCACGACGAUGACGUGUACUUCACCACCUCGCGCGACAUCCCCGCUGGUGCCGAGCUGCGCGUGUGGUAUGCCGCCUUCUACGCCAAGAAGAUGGACAAGCCCACGCUGAAGCAGGCCUGCCCCAGCACCCAGGCAGCGUGCACCCCAGAAAACAGUGCACCCGUGGACUCGGAGCCCAGCCAGUGGGCAUGUAAAGUGUGCACUGCCACCUUCCCGGAGCUGCAGCUCUUGAAUGAGCAUCUCUUGGGCCACUUGGAACAAGCCAAAAGUGCCCUUCCAGCCAGCCAGAAUGAAGCUCUUCCCGAGAAGGAGCCCGAGGUGCCCCAGGCAGAGCCCCCUGCGGUGCCCGAGAGUGCCACUGCCACCAAAGAGCAGAAGAAAAAGCCUCGAAGGGGUCGAAAACCCAAAGCUUCAAAAACCGAGCAACCUCUAGUCGUCGUGGAAAACAAGGAACCUGCAGAGCAAGUGGCAGAGAUCAUUGCGGAGGUCCCCGCGGACGAGCCUGUGGCCGCAGCCCCCGACGAGCGCAUCAUGGAGCUGGUCCUGGGGAAGCUGGCCACAACCGCUUCCGACGGCAGCUCAGUUCCCAAGUUCACGCACCAUCAGAACAGCACCGUCACCCUCAAGCGGAAUUUAAUCCUCUCCAGCAGACACGGCAUUCGGCGAAAGCUCAUCAAGCAGCUGGGCGAGCACAAGCGGGUUUACCAGUGCAACAUCUGCAGCAAAAUCUUCCAGAACAGCAGCAACCUGAGCAGGCACGUACGCUCGCACGGUGACAAGCUGUUUAAAUGCGAGGAGUGUGCAAAGCUGUUCAGCCGCAAGGAGAGCCUGAAGCAGCACGUGUCAUACAAGCACAGCAGGAACGAGGUUGACAGCGAGUACAGGCACCGGUGCGGCACCUGCGAGAAGGCCUUCCGCAUGGAGAGCGCGCUGGAGUUCCACAACUGCCGGACAGAUGACAAGACAUUCCAAUGUGAGAUGUGUUUCAGAUUCUUCUCCACCAACAGUAACCUUUCCAAACACAAGAAGAAGCACGGGGACAAGAAGUUUGCUUGUGAGGUCUGCAGCAAGAUGUUUUACCGCAAGGACGUCAUGCUGGACCACCAGCGGCGGCACCUGGAAGGAGUGAGGCGGGUGAAGAGAGAAGACCUGGAGGCCAGCAGCGAGAGCUUGGUCCGGUACAAGAAGGAGCCUUCCGGAUGCCCAGUGUGUGGCAAGGUGUUCUCCUGUCGGAGCAACAUGAACAAGCACCUGCUGACGCACGGCGACAAGAAGUACACCUGCGAGAUCUGCGGGCGCCGGUUCUUCCGUGUGGACGUGCUCAGGGACCACAUCCACGUCCACUUCAAGGACAUCGCCCUGAUGGACGACCACCAGAGGGAGGAGUUCAUUGGCAAGAUCGGCAUCUCCUCGGAAGAGAACGAUGACAACUCCGACGAGAGCGCCGACUCGGAGCCCCACAAGUAUAGCUGCAAAAGGUGCCAGCUCACCUUCGGCCGGGGGAAGGAGUACCUCAAGCACAUCCUGGAGGUGCACAAGGAGAAGGGCUACGGCUGCAGCACCUGCAACCGGCGCUUCGCCCUCAAGGCCACCUACCACGCCCACAUGGUCAUCCACAGGGAGAACCUUCCGGACCCCAAUGUGCAGAAGUACAUCCACCCCUGCGAGAUCUGUGGGAGGAUCUUCAACAGCGUGGGGAACCUGGAGCGCCACAAGCUCAUCCACACAGGUGUGAAAAGCCACGCCUGCGAGCAGUGUGGGAAAUCCUUCGCCCGGAAGGACAUGCUCAAGGAGCACAUGCGCGUGCACGACAACAUCCGCGAGUACCUGUGCGCCGAGUGCGGGAAAGGCAUGAAGACCAAGCACGCGCUGCGCCACCACAUGAAGCUGCACAAGGGCAUCAAGGAGUACGAGUGCAAGGAGUGCCACCGCAAGUUCGCGCAGAAGGUCAACAUGCUCAAGCACUACAAGCGGCACACGGGGAUCAAAGACUUCAUGUGUGAGCUGUGCGGGAAGACAUUCAGCGAGAGGAACACCAUGGAGACCCACAAACUCAUCCACACGGUGGGCAAGCAGUGGACGUGCUCCGUCUGCGACAAGAAGUACGUCACCGAGUACAUGCUACAGAAGCACGUGCAGCUCACGCACGACAAGGUGGAGGCGCAGAGCUGCCAGCUGUGCGGGACCAAGGUGUCCACCCGGGCCUCCAUGAGCCGGCACAUGCGGCGCAAGCACCCCGAGGUCCUCGCCGUGAGGAUCGAUGACCUGGACCACCUGCCAGAGACGACCACCAUCGACGCCUCCUCCAUCGGCAUCGUUCAGCCGGAACUGACUCUGGAGCAGGAAGAGUUGGCUGAAGGGAAGCACGUGAAAGCCGCCAAGCGCGCGCACAAGAGAAAGCAAAAACCGGAAGAGGCGGCGGCCGCGCCGGCACCCGAGAGCACCCCGUUCAGCGAGUACCCCGAGAAGGAGGCCGAGUUCCCGGGCAGCGUGGGCGACGAGACCAGCUCCGCCGUGCAGAGCAUUCAGCAGGUGGUGGUGACACUGGGGGACCCCAAUGUCACCACGCCCUCGAGCUCGGUUGGCCUGACCAACAUCACCGUGACCCCCAUCACCACUGCAGCCGGGACUCAGUUUACCAACCUCCAGCCGGUGGCCGUCGGCCACCUCGCCACCCCAGAACGCCAGCUGCAGCUGGACAACUCGAUCCUGACCGUGACGUUCGACACCGUCAGUGGCUCUGCCAUGCUGCACAACCGCCAGAAUGACAUCCAGAUCCCUCCCCAGGCGGAGGCCACCAACCCGCAGUCCGUGGCCCACUUCAUCAAUCUCACCACCCUGGUCAACUCCAUCACGCCCCUGGGCAGCCAGCUCAGCGAGCAGCACCCGCUCACGUGGCGGGCCGUGCCCCAGGGAGACGUGCUGCAGCCCCCAGCACCCCAGGUCCCACAGCAGCAGGCGGCCCCGCCCCAGGUCGCGGCCGAGCCCCAGCCACAGAUGUACAGCUACUGAGGCGUCGUGCGAGAACUCGGGAGUAGAAAUGCAGAGGGGGUUGGGGGUUUUGAGAUUUGCUUGCUGGAUACCAAAACAAACAAAAUCAUACAUUGCGAUGUAAGUAAAGGUCAACUUAGCUUUUGCAGAGUUACCUCCAAAUCCCCCAACAACCAUCACCGUCGGUCAGCUUAGCCCAAGAAGUGACCCCUGGCAGGCAAGAGUCAACGAGGCUUUGCCUUCCCCAAGGGCAUGGGUCCUGGGCGGUGGGCACGUUCCCAGCCUACCGGAGCAAGGCCCUGUUCUCUUGACUGAUGGACACAGGGUUUGGGAAGUUAAACAUACAGAGAAAUAGGAUCACAGGAGGCAAGUGGGAUGUUGUUAGCAACUUGCACCGUUGAUUUUGUUUUUCCUUUUAGAGCUCAGUUAUUGUGUUAAAAACUGUUCACGUGGCAACAUUCAGCAAUGAGUGUUUGCUCCUCACUUCUGGGUUUUUUUAGCAAAUGAGCAGACAAAGUAACAUUCACAUUCUUCUUUGAAAUUGGAGUCAAGUUGAAUUUGUUGAACAACCCUGGGCUAAAGCCAUGUGUGGAAGACGGUGGCAGCUCAGGGCUGUCCCCCAGCCUUCACAAGACCACAUGAGGGCUCGGGUAUAUGAGAGGCAGUUAGUGAGAGAAUAUAUACAUCCAUUUUUAAUAUAGUUUUUUCAUGGUUUUAACUUUAUUUCAGGCAUACAUUAUGUAUUCAGGACUGUUACAGCCAGUGUGGGUUUCUAAUUGGAUUUUAGCCUGGUAAAGUCACCUGCACUGUAGGACUGGCUGUCCGUGCCCACUUUCACACACCCUCCUUGCGAGCAGCAAGGCUACCCUCACGCUGUCUCUUCUGGUGGCUCCUUUGGAGUUAUCUCAGGAUCCUCUGCCAUCCAAAUGUAUUUAUUAUGGCCGAAGGUCAGCCAAAGUCCACGGAAAGACAGAAGGAGGAAGGAAUUGGGGUUUUCUUUCUGUUUAAACUGUAAUCCCAAAGGUUGAUGUAUUUUGAGACCAAUUUUCUUUAAAAAUCUUGAAUAAGUCUGGUGCUUUAAGUGGAAAAGUAUAGGUGUUUCUGAAGCUCAAUGAUUCUGUGGUUUCCUGCCAGGUACUCGUGAAAGCAGAAGAGGGCAGGUCAGUGAUAGAAGCAGGAAGGGGCCGAGGCAGCGCCCGGCUGAGGGGCCCUGGCCCUGCCUGCCCGGGACACACACUUCCACAUGUGGGCCCCGCGUCGGAGGGCACGGACAAGGCUCGCUGAGCGUGGGGCCCAGCAGGCAGCCCGCCGUCCAGCCACGGAGACAAAGAGCCAUGGGGAAAAGAAGCCACGUGUUUACUCUCCUGAUCUUCUUUAGUGUCAUCCAAAAUGAAAUGACAGAUUCACCUUCACGUGCCGUGGUCACUGUCCCAGCUCCUCCGUGACUUGGCGGAGCGUCUGAAGAGGUGCUGAGGGGGGUUAAGGAGUGGACAGAGGGGGCCCGAGCCGCCGAUGUCGCUAAGAACGCAGAGAUGACUUGCUAUCAGAAGGCAACUCUCCGAGCACUUCCCGGCAUUCCAAAGGUUCGGCCGUUGGGGCGAGGGCUGGAAUUUGUUUCGUGCAAUACCUGCUUUCAUGAGCAAAGUGAAGCUUCCCACCCCGGCCACGUGCCACAGGAAGCGUCAGAGUUCACCCGGCUCACACACACGUGCUCACUUUCACACACUCCCACCGCUCGGUCGAAUUAAUGGAGAUGUUUGACUUUUUAAUUUAUGAUAAUUAUUUUUAUGUUAUUUAUGUAUAUAAUUCACUGCUUUAUACAUAACCGUAUCAUCAAAUGAGAUUGGGAUGAGGGUGAUACGUUUUCUAAAAUAUUGUCUCUGUUCUCCAAAUAGAAGUGGUCCAGGUAUCCAUGAAAUCAGAAAGAGCUCCAAGGUUCCCAAGAUAUAUUUUUUUUAAUCACGGACGAUUGCUUUUUGCCUUUGAAGGGCCAACAACCUAGUAGAGAACACAAAAAGUCUGCGAGCUCACAAACACCCGCAAGAACUUGUCUUGUUCUCUUCCCUAUGAAAUAAAGGCCUUUAAAUCACAAUCGUAUUUUUCUACAGAAGGUGUUUUGUGCCUAGAGUAAGAUGCAUCAGCCGUUUUUAAGGAAACUAAUUUAGAUUGUGUGGCCCCGUGCACUGCCACUGUUUAUUUCAAUACCCAGACGUGUCAUACGUCUUGUUAUAAUAAGUGAGAACUCCAAAUAAAAAUCAGACUUGGUCCCAAGUUGUCAGUAGACAUAUUUGGUCUUAAUUGGGUCACUAUUAGAGACAAAACAGGUUCAUAUUGUCUUAAAACAGUUGCUGUGGAUUUGCAUAUAAGAAACUGGAUAGCAAAAGAAAAGCACUUCUCAGAAAAAAGAGUUGUGGAGGUGAGUUGUCCCACAUAUAUAUCAUCUGUUGAUUGACAGUUUUGAUUUGUCUAACUGCUCCGAGCUGUGCAGAUAUGAUCCAAGGAAGAAUGUCCAUUGUUCUGGCCACCAAGUUCUGUGCAUUUUUCCUGGAUGUAAAAGAAUAAAUCAUGAGAAUUUAUUAUUAUUAUUUUUUUUUGCCCAUGGAUUUGCAAAGUUGUACACACCUGUUCUUAGGACGGUGUGAAUCUUACCGAGAUAGACCACCGGGCACGAGGCUUGGCAUGCAUCACGUGCUGCAGCUUGAGGAGGGUUGGAGCCCCUGGUCUGGUGUGCGCUGUGUCCUCAGGAAAAUGCUCCGUGCCCAGUGCCACCUCACGGCUGUCCGUGUGACGUCCUCUGGAGAGCUGGGUGUGGAGGCAGAUCCUCAGUUCCCUCUCCAGGCAGCACCCGUGACUUUCCCAUCGGAAUCUGAAAGGCAUUGAGACUGUUUUGAGAAUUGUGUGUCCCAUGUCACAUCAGUUUGUGUAAUGAUAAAUAAAAGGUGCUGUGACCUGUGUUUUUU
Messenger RNA from Choloepus didactylus (southern two-toed sloth), 6455 nucleotides. RefSeq names its product PR/SET domain 15 (gene PRDM15). The coding region runs from base 100 to 3516 and encodes 1138 amino acids. Gene Ontology annotation, cellular component: cytoplasm; nucleus. Gene Ontology annotation, biological process: regulation of transcription by RNA polymerase II; cell fate commitment. NCBI's taxonomy places the organism in Eukaryota, Metazoa, Chordata, Mammalia, Pilosa, Megalonychidae. The record is from RefSeq and is a predicted model, not a curated record. The transcript has 24 exons. Gene Ontology annotation, molecular function: RNA polymerase II cis-regulatory region sequence-specific DNA binding; histone deacetylase binding; DNA-binding transcription factor activity.